UUUAUCCACCCUGUCCCACUCUGGGUAAGAGGAAACCCUAAACUGCUCAGGCUUAACCAGCUUUAGCCUCUCUCUUUUCCUUUCCCUCUCUUUUCACUCCCACCCAUCGGACGUGUGCGCGCUCAGGAUGAGAAUGGCAGCAUCAUCUGCAAAGAGACCAGAACAGCCCUGCAAAAUGUUGGCUUUUGCUUUGCUACUCAUCGCCUCACUUUUAAAUGCAGGAGUCGUGGCACAGGAUGAGGAAGUUGUCACAGCAACUGCGACAUCUGUGGAGACAGAUGCAUAUGUAGGAGGAGACAUGAUUCCAAAGACAACUGAAGCUCCUGAGCCAGAGGAUCCACAGGAACAAAUCUUGGUUUUCCCUACUAUGGAAUCUGUAGAACCGCAUGAACAGACUACAGCAGCAACAGCUACAGAGGAAACGGAAGAGACAGGAGACGUACACAAUGAAAACAGCAGCCCUGCAGCUCCAGAGGAGGCAGCGGAAGAGGGAACUCAGUUCACAGUCGUGGCACAUAGCGUCAUACCCUUCAUAGUGGAAGCAGAAACCCCAGCACCUAUGCCUUCCAGAGGCGAUGGCCCCAGGAACAAGCCAGUGCCAGUGCCCGUGCCCGUUCCAGUGCCAGUGCCACAGGAUGAUGUUGUCUGUGUCCCCAAAGAGACGGUCCAGGACAAAAACGCUGUCAGUCUGAAACUCAAAGCCACCUCCAGCUGUGAAGACACCAAAGUGAAGUUUGAAAGUGUUCUGCAGGAGCUGUGUGGUGAAGACUGUAAACUAGAGAUCUACCAGGCAGACAACUCUGAUGAAAUCAUUGUGUCCGGAAAGUAUGUUGAAGCUGAUGUUGCAGGCAUGGCUAACAAGUUCAACAAUGACAACAUCAAAGAUAAGACUGAUGUGGAGGAAGCUGUUCCUCGCUGGGGAAAGAACUCUAAGUUGGUACUGGUUACCUUGCUACUAACUGGCCUGUUGCUGGCUGCACUGCUGGUAGCCGGUUAUUACCUCAAGACCCACCGCAAGAACUCAAAAGGAGUGAGACUGGCGGAGUCUUUCCAGGUGGAUGAGGAGAACCAAGCUAAUACACUGGUGUCUGUGGCCCCCCUGCCCCAGGAGCCCCUUGACAAGCUCACUGCCAAUGGAGAGUCUCCACCAGAAAAUGGGACCAAUCCCGCCCCCACCACUAACGGACACUCCCAGACCCAGACCCCUGUGGCUGACACUGAAAUGUGAAUCAUGACACCCACCCACCUCCUCUUCUAACCAUCACCCACUGGGACACACAAUCCACAAGCCCCUCUGCUGCCUCAAAGACUGUCCACACACUGAGACAAACUAAACAUGAAUCCACCCAAUAAGUUCAUCUCCCCUCCUACUCUCCUCUUCUCCUUCCGGGACAAUGAUGACGACAAUGAUGAAGCUCAUCACUAUGACGAUAAUGACAAUGCCUGUAAUGUGAAAAGCUUGGGAUGACUGGCCUUUGCUGGUGUCAAGAGGAGACUACAGACGCUGUGUUUGGGACUGAGACUGAUCAGCAGGGCCCUGACUGGGAUUUGUUAGCUGCCCUCACUUCAGUCUAGUAGAAAUCAUUGUAGAAUCACCAAAAUAAUGCCAAAUAUGUGCUGUUGAUCCAUGACGAAGAAGCAGAGGAUGCUCUAUUAUUUCAAUCCACUUCUGUGGGGCAAUGAAACCAAUGAAGCCAGGCAGGUGAAAGGAGACCAGUUUCUGUGCUGUUGUAAAAAGGACUGAUGCUCACUGCUUGAUUGUUUUUUCUCUAUGUGAUUCAGGAAAUGUUUUUUUUUUGUAACUUUACUAUUUGCCUUAACUUCGUUAGACCUAUAAAGUGUGAGAUGGGCAAAAAUAAGUGAAAAAUAAGAGAUACCCAAGUUUGAAUUUAUUGAAAGUUGGCUAUAUUUCUCAUAAAUUGUCAAACUGUAAUAAAAAUCUUACCAGUGCUAACAUCUGUCGUAGAAAAAAAAUAGAAACCAGUAUUAGCAACAUACAAAAAUAGUUAGAUAGCAAGCAGCAAGAUUGAUCUUUGGUUUUACUGAAUAACAUAAUGAACAACUAAACCUUGAUAACUACUGACCUUUGGUCAAAGUUUAAUAAGGAAAGGUUUUUGUGUUGUGUGCAGUGAUUUUCAUAAUGACAUAAUGUACAGUUUUUUUUUUUUUUAAAGCAACUUCAAAUUUUUCAUAUUGUUUCCACUGUCUUUGGGAAUUUCAAGUUUCAAGGCUGGUAAAUAAAAUCUCUACCAUGAAAUUCCAACACAACAUGUGGCACGUUCAGCAUUCCAAAGACUGCCUUUAUCU
Molecule: messenger RNA, 2307 nt
Organism: Seriola aureovittata
Lineage: Eukaryota; Metazoa; Chordata; Actinopteri; Carangiformes; Carangidae
Product: hematopoietic progenitor cell antigen CD34
Exons: 8
Coding region: 128-1228 (366 amino acids)
Biological process (GO): cell adhesion
Cellular component (GO): membrane
Source: RefSeq, a predicted model, not a curated record